AUGUGGACAUCUUUGUGGCUGUGGACUGUGCUAGGGGUUUUUGAGCUGGCUGAUGCUCAAUUUCCCCGUGCAUGCACCACUGUCUCUGCCCUGCUCUCCAAACAGUGCUGCCCAUCCCAGGGCUCAGAUCCAACAGUGCUCUGUGGGGCUGAACUUAAUCGAGGAAAAUGUGCUGAUGUGCAAGUCAGUGAGAAACCCUGGAGUGGACCGUACAACCUGCGAAACGUGGAUGAUCGGGAGAGGUGGCCAUUGAAAUUCUUUAAUCGGACCUGCAAGUGUACUGGAAAUUAUGCCGGGUAUAACUGUGCUGAGUGCAAAUUUGGAUGGACUGGCCAAAACUGUGAGCUGAGAAAAACACCAGUGAUUAGAAAAAAUAUCCUUUCAGUGACCCCAAUGGAGCAACAGCAGUUCUUGGAUGCAUUGGACCAAGCCAAAACUACAAUCCACCCAGAUUAUGUAAUUGCUACUCAGCACUGGCUGAGUUUACUUGGGCCUAAAGGAACUCAACCACAGGUAGCAAAUGUCACGAUAUACAAUUAUUUUGUGUGGCUUCAUUACUACUCCACAAGAGACACACUACUGGGACCUGGUCGUGCAUUUAAAGCUAUUGAUUUUUCUCACCAAGGUCCUGCUUUUCUUACCUGGCAUCGAUACCAUUUAAUGUUGCUGGAAAGAGAUUUACAGAAACUCAUAGGAAAUGAAUCAUUUGCACUUCCAUAUUGGAAUUUUGCCACAGGAAGAAAUGACUGUGAUGUCUGCACAUCUCCUUUGUUGGGAUCUAUGCGCCUUGAUAACCCAACAUUAAUAAAUCAGAGUUCCAGGUUCUCACGGUGGGAGAUUGUAUGCAAUAGUUUGGAUGAUUAUAACCGCUUGGUCACUCUCUGUAAUGGAACAAAUGAAGGUCCAAUCAGGAGGGGCUUUAUGGAAAAGAAUAGCGCUCGGCUGCCAAGCAUGGAGGAUGUACGCCAUUGCAUGUCUCUUAAAGAAUUUGAUACCGCACCCUAUUUCCAGAAUUCUAGUUUCAGCUUCAGAAAUGCCCUUGAGGGAUUUGAUACACCAGAUGGUGAAACUGGCACUAGUGAAAUUCCGAGUCUUCAUAACCUGGUUCAUUCUUUUUUGAAUGGAACAAAUGCAUUUGCACACUCUGCAGCAAAUGAUCCACUUUUUGUGGUGCUACAUGCCUUUAUUGAUGCUGUUUUUGAUGAGUGGAUGAAACAAAACAACCCGUCAAUUAACUCAUGGCCAGAGCAGAUGGCACCUAUUGGGCAUAACAGGCAAUCUAACAUGGUGCCAUUUUUCCCAGCUGUGACCAAUGAGGAACUGUUUGUAUCUUCAGCUGAUCUUGGCUAUUCAUAUGCAGUUGAAUUACCAGAAUUUCAAAUUUCCUCGGGUAUCAUAUUCGGUGCGACGUUCAGUGGAGUCUUUCUGUCUCUUGCUGUGUUGGCUAUACUAACGACGCUAAUUCUUCAACAAAGAAGGAAUCGAGGCUUUGAACCCUUGCUGAGUUCUGAAUUUUCCAACAAAAUGUAUACUGAAGAAGCUUAG
Molecule: messenger RNA, 1545 nt
Organism: Carcharodon carcharias (great white shark)
Lineage: Eukaryota; Metazoa; Chordata; Chondrichthyes; Lamniformes; Lamnidae
Gene: dct
Product: dopachrome tautomerase
Exons: 8
Coding region: 1-1545 (514 amino acids)
Biological process (GO): positive regulation of neuroblast proliferation; ventricular zone neuroblast division; developmental pigmentation
Cellular component (GO): melanosome
Molecular function (GO): dopachrome isomerase activity; oxidoreductase activity
Source: RefSeq, a predicted model, not a curated record